ACAGCAGGCCACUCUGCAGCUACUCUAACCCGCUCACCUCAGAGCACUCAGCAAAACAAGACAAAAGAAACAUAGGACAGAGAAAAGACCCACAACUCCAUGAAGAAAGAAACACAUCUUUUCUAAUUUUCUGGCAUAGAGAAGUUCAGAAAAACUGGAACCUUCUGACGGGGACGGACAUUUGCAAAAACUGACUUAAGGAUGCAGGACGGGAGCUGGAAUGACACACUCCCCAUCUCUCUGCUGAUGAAAGAGGCGUGUCCUCCAGGGGGCGUAUCUUUGGAGGGGGAUGGGGGCAUGCUUUCAGUGCCACCUCUUGAUGGCGAGGUUUACUUGGACUCAAUGGCUGAGCUAGAGAGUGGGGACGGGGACUUUCCAGAACUUUCUGCUUUCCUGAGCCGGGACGAGAUCAGCCUCAGUCUGGACCUGGCUCGUGAGGCCAUGAGUGACGCAGAUGACCCAAAUGACCAAGAUGAACCCCCCGUUCCCACAGAGCACCUGCCCCUUUACUCAGAAACCAAAGACCCCUCUCUCCCAGAUUCAGCAUCUCAGUCAACUGACGCCACAUCAAGUAAAGUCACAUCCAAUCAGAGCAUGCCACUCAGCAGGCCUAACCAGCCCUGCACUGCUCUUGAAUCACCCGAAAAGUUUGUCUGCCAAAAAUCCAUCACACCAGUAUAUAAGCAGGACCGUCCCCGGCUGGUCCACGGAGGCCUAGAGCUCAAUGAACGAGCUACUUCAGCUACCGAGUUCUGCAGCCGAGCUGCUACCUUCAUUGAGGAGCUCUCUUCCAUCUUCAAAGGCUCCACACGUGUGGAUCAGCAAGGUGAUGAAGACUCCUCUUCGCCCGACAGUGGCUACUUGUCUCCAAGGAGCCACCGGCUGGCCGUGCAGCAGGCUCAGCCACCUUCAUCCUCUUCAUCUUCAUCUGAGCCCCAGCAGGAAAGUAUGCACCAGGGACUGGCUGAUGUUGGGUCUGAUGAGCAUCAGGGCCGAGGGGUAAGUCUAGAUGGACCCAUGGCUCCUCCACGCUUCACCCAGAAACUGAAGAGCCAGGAAGUGGCAGAAGGAAGCCCUAUUCGCCUUGAAUGCAGAGUGACUGGAAACCCCCUUCCACUAGUCAGGUGGUUUUGUGAGGGGCGGGAGCUGCACCACUGCCCUGAUAUCCAGAUCUGUCGUAAUGGUGACUUGCACACUCUGGUGAUAACUGAAGCAUUUGAAGACGACACCGGCAGGUACACCUGCGUAGCUUCCAACGCACUGGGAGCAGACAACACCUUUGCAGAGGUCUAUAUUGAAGGCACUUCUUCCUCAGACUCAGAAGGUGAAGGAUCCGUGUCGAAGUCUAGGUCUGGAGCCAUGCCACAGGCACAGAAGAAAAUCAGCUCAGUUUCCUUGACGAUACACACAUCAUCACCAAAGAGCCCAGAGGCCCAUCCCCAUCGCUCCACACUGGUCCAGCCGCUUUCUUCUACACCGCAAAGAGUCCAGAGUCCAGUUUCUUCACUCUAUGCUGGUGAUGCUCCUGUUAAAGCACCCCCUACCUUUACUAAGAUGUUGCAGGAUGCGCAGGCAUCUGAAGGUCAGGUGGUGGUCCUGGAGUGCCGGGUGAGAGGUAGUCUUCCUCUGCGUGUCCAGUGGUUUCGAGAGGGCCAGGAGAUCCAGGACUCCCCUGACUUCCGCAUGCUGCAGAAGAAGCCAAGAUCCGCUGCAGAACCUGAGGAAAUCUGUACGUUGGUGAUUGCAGAGGCGUUCCCCGAAGACGGAGGUCUGUUCCGCUGCACUGCAACCAACCAAUAUGGCGCAGUUAAUAGCACUGCACAACUCACUGUCACCCCAGUUGCUGAAGAGUUGCCCAGCAACGGCGUAUCCGGGGAUGAUAGUGUGUUUGAGGACAACCAACCGUUCCCGCCUCCACCUCCUCCGCCGACUGAGAUUAGUUUGCUGGAAGUCCCACCCAAAACCCCGCCGAGUGCCGAGGCCUUCCAGAUCAAUGAGCUGGACAUCUGGCCCAGGGUCACUGCGCUGCCUGUUCAGGUCUCCACCGAUAAAGAGCCUCAGGAAAGUCUACCUGACAGAUCUCUACAAAAUGGUCAGGCCUUAAACAAGCCACCAGAUGAGAGUCUACCAUCACCUUCAAGUGUGAAGGUAACAGCGGCUCCGCCUCCAUCACCUUCAGCUGUUAAGGCUCCACCUGUCCCCACCAAACCCAAACCUAAACUAUCAAAUGAGCAAGCAGACGACCUCUCAAAUGAAAGAAACGCAGCACAACUGAAGCAACUUCAGGAUCAGAUCCUUCUCGAGCAGCAACAACAGCUUCCUCCUCCUCAGGAAGUCCCGCCUCCAUCUCCACCUCUCCCUCCUCCUCCCUCCUUCCAGGAGCUGGAGAGUAGCACCAUGCAGACAAGCACCUUCAACUAUGCCCGGCCUAAGCAGUUCAUUGCUGCGCAGAGUCCCACAACAAGCGGGGGAUCGAUUGGAUACAGCACGCAGUCCUCGACCUCCUCGAGCUCCAGUCCGCUGUCCCCUACAAUGUCCCACAAACCCUUCAGCCGCGUCACACUUCCGCCCUUCCAGCAGCAGCCGCUACUGUCCAAAGGAAGCAGCGUGGAGUCUCCCAGCUCGCCGCCUUUCCCGCCGCCCCCUCCGCCCUUUCUCAGCUCCAGCACUCUAUCCUCUCCUGCUGGCUUGCCACAAGACUUCCCUCCUCCACCUCCACCGCCUCCUCCACCUGUCAUGUCGAGCCCCACCCGCUCAGACGCCUCCUCGCCGUUCACAUCCACUCCCCACUCACCAGCUGGGUUUCUGGUGUCUGUGCUCCCAGCCACACCACCUCUGCCACCAGUGAAUGCGUUGGGGCUGCCCAAGGGUAAUGGCACAGUGUGAAUUAAUCCUGCUUGCUUUCAGAGGUUAACCUAUGAGGAGAAGAUGGCUCGCAGACUGCUGGGUGCUGACAAUGCUGCCACAGUGUUUAACACACAACAGGUGGAGGAGGAGCCAGUUACACAGGAAGGCAGCUCAGCUGACUCAGAGUUUGUCCCUCAAAAGGAGUAUAAAGUGUCCAGCUUCGAGCAGCGGUUGAUCAGCGAGAUUGAGUUUCGACUGGAGCGCUCACCUGUGGAGGAAUCUGACGAUGACGUUCAGCAUGAUGAAGAUGCGCCCGGGGAGGUUGCACCGUUCUUCGAUCAGAAGCUCAAGCAUUACAAAGUCUUCGAGGGAAUGCCUGUGACCUUCAGCUGCAAGGUCAUCGGAGACCCAAAGCCAAAGGUGUACUGGUUUAAGGACGGAAAGCAGAUCUCGAAGCGCAGUGAACACUACCGUAUCAGUCGUGAUCCGGAUGGCACAUGCUCUUUGCACACAGCGGCUGCCUCGCUAGAUGAUGAUGGGAACUACACCAUUAUGGCAGGCAACCCAGCGGGGAGAGUGAGUUGUACUGGAAGGAUGAUGGUCCAGGCCGUGAACCAAAGGGGGAGAAGUCAGCGCUCCACACCUGGACACAUCCGCAGACCACGCUCAAGGUCCAGAGACAGCGGUGAUGAGAAUGAGAACAUUCAGGAACGUCACUUCCGCCCUCAUUUUCUGCAGGCCCCCGGCGACCUUAUUGUGCAAGAGGGUAAACUCUGCCGCAUGGACUGCAAGGUUAGUGGCCUGCCAACUCCUGACCUCAUCUGGCAGCUGAAUGGCCAGACCAUCCGUCCAGACUCCUCCCACAAGAUGCUGGUGAGGGAGAACGGGGUUCAUUCAUUGGUCAUCGAACCUGUCACAAGCAGAGAUGCAGGAGUUUACACAUGCAUCGCCAGCAACAGGGCUGGACAGAACUCAUUCAACCUAGAGCUCAUUGUUGCAGCCAAAGAGAUGCAUAAAGCUCCAUGCUUCAUUGAGAAACUCCAGAACACAAGUGUCGCUGAGGGUCACCCAGUGCGUCUUGAGUGCCGUGUGUCUGGAGUCCCAUUCCCACAGAUCUUCUGGAAGAAAGAGAAUGAGUCCUUCACUCACAACACCGACAGGAUAAGCAUGCACCAGGACAACUUUGGUUACCUCUGCAUGAUCAUCCAGCCGGCUCUGAAGGAAGACGCAGGCUGGUACACGGUUUCAGCUAAGAACGAAGCUGGCAUCAUCUCCAGUACGGCACGUCUCGACGUACAUGCCCAGUGGCAGCAGACUCGCACUCCGAAGCUCAAGAAGGUUCGUCCAUCAGCGAGCCGCUACGCCGCUCUGACAGAACGAGGUCUGGAUGUGAAGGCAGCCUUCUUCCCAGACUCCAAUCCUCCUCUUCCUGGCACCCUAGUGGAGAGUGACGACCUGUAGAGACUAGCAUGGAGGAUCUGACCUUGGAAUCCCGAUCCCUUGAUCAAGUGUACUCCAUAAUCCCCACCCAUUUCCCUAUAAACACCUCUAGCUGGGGUCGGAUGAAAAAGUGAUCGAUUGACUUUGAAUGGCGAGGGAGGAAGCUGCAAAGCAUUUCCUCACAGAUUAUGAUUCUUGGUAUUAUCACUUCUUCUCCGCCUGAGGAGGACCAUUCGCUAUGCUUUUAUUUCAGUUGUUGUCUGAGGGGAAGUGAUGUGGGUGAUUUAAGUGAGGUCAUAUCCUGCUUGUAUACAGACUUAAUGGUUCGCCGACGCACUUAACACACACAAACACACAAGCACGUGCUUUGAGGAAGGAGGUAGUAUACCGAUGAUCACCUUGUUUUUCAUCUCUAGAUUUUACAAGUGCCUAAGAAAUAUUUAAU
Messenger RNA from Sinocyclocheilus rhinocerous, 4732 nucleotides. Its product is annotated as palladin-like. The transcript has 22 exons. NCBI's taxonomy places the organism in Eukaryota, Metazoa, Chordata, Actinopteri, Cypriniformes, Cyprinidae. The record is from RefSeq and is a predicted model, not a curated record.